AUGGGGGUGCGUGGUCCGGAACCUCCUUGUGGUGCACCCUGGGCAACGGAGACGGCAGCGCCUCUCUCCCUAGGUGGGGGAGGCGCUGCCGCCUGCGGCCAAUUCCGGCCGAGGUGGGAACGGCCCGUCAAGGGCUGUUCGGAGGGCUGCUUUCCGCAUGUCCCUCUGUUUGGCAGAGGGCAUAGGGGAGAGCGGGCUGGGGGCGGACGGGUCCACUGCCGCUGGCUCUGUCCAGAGGUGGUGGACACUGGUCUGACGCAGACCACCGUCCGGCCAUGUCGUAACCCUGACUGGCAACAGUCAGGAAUGACGGCUCUUCGAGGGCUACGAGGAAGGCAACCUCUAUAA
Messenger RNA from Arctia plantaginis, 348 nucleotides. The record is from the annotation of a GenBank genome assembly. Lineage: Eukaryota; Metazoa; Arthropoda; Insecta; Lepidoptera; Erebidae.